AUGACCACCCCGAUCCCGAGCCCCCCUGCCAUUCCCUUCCUUGGUCACAUCACGGCCAUCGACAAGGACCUUCCACUCAAAUCGAUCUCUCUUCUCGCCAAACAGUACGGAGAGCUCUUCGAGAUCAAUGUGUUCGGGAGCAAGCGGCUCUACGCGAACUCUUACGCUCUCCAAAACGAGCUCUCUGACGAGAAGCGCUUCUUCAAGAAAAUCCACCCUGGUCUCGAGGAGGUCCGUGUGGCUGCCAAGGACGGAUUGUUCACUGCCAAAGUUCCUGCAGAGGAGAACUGGUACAUCGCCCACCGUCUGCUCAUGCCAUGCUUCAACACUGCUGCCGUUUUCGGAAUGUACGACGAUAUGCUCGACAUCGCUACGCAGCUCAUCCAGAAGUGGGAGCGCUUCGGGCCGUCCGAAAAGCUUGACCCUGCGCAAGACUUCUCCCGGCUCACCCUGGAUGCUAUCAGUCUGUGUGCCAUGUCUUACCGCCUGAACUCUUUCUACCGGGACGAAGCACCGGAGUUCGUGACUGCUAUGGGGGAAUUCCUCAUCGAAUGCGGCCGUCGCUCGCUCAGACCUGGCCUCGUCAAAGCCGCGAUGGUGAACUCGAACGCCCAAUUCAUGAAGAAUGUCAAGAUCAUGGACGAUGUGGUCACUGCAAUCGUCGAGGACCACCGCAAGAAUCCCCCGACCAAGCCAGACCUUAUGCAAACCAUGCUCACUGGCGUUGACAAGGAGACGGGUAAAAGGCUCGAAGAAGAACAGGUGAAGGUCAAUUGCCUGACCUUCCUCAUCGCUGGUACGUCCCUUUCACGCAUGCUAACUUUCAUGUGCUAUUACCUCCUCAAGAACCCUGAGGCAAUGCGUAAGCUGCGUGAAGAGAUCGACACAACUCUCGCCGGCCGCCCGUUUACGAUCAAGGACAUCAACAAACUUCCUUACCUCCUCGCUGUCAUGCGCGAGACACUUCGCCUCUCUCCCACGGCGCCAAACCGAACCGUUGCGCCGCUAGAAAACACCGUGAUCGGGGGAAAAUACGCUGUCGAGAAAGACACGCUCCUCAAUAUGAACAUCUAUACCAUGCACAGGGACCCAGCGGUCUGGGGAGAAGAUGCCGAAGAGUUCAGGCCCGAACGUUUGCUGGGCGAAAAGUUCGACCAGCUCCCGCCCAAUGCUUGGCAACCGUUCGGAUUUGGCUUACGGGGAUGCAUUGGGCGACCUUUUGCCUGGCAAGAGGCGCAGCUCGUCAUGGUCAUGAUUAUGCAGCACUUCGACCUCGUUCUCGAUGACCCGUCCUACGAGCUUCAAAUCAAGCAGACGAUCACCAUCAAGCCCAACCACUUUUACAUCCACGCCAUCCCGCGCAAGGACCGCCCAAGACUCUCCGUCGGCCAAAGCGUUCCUGCGUUGAUCGGCAAGCCCGCGGAGGCUUCCCCCGGAGUGGCGACGGGCGCCGCUAACCUUAAGCCCUUGUACGUGCUCUACGGCUCUAACACUGGGAGCUCGGAGUCGUUCGCCCAGCGCCUCGUCUCCGCCGCUCCCUCUCACGGCUUCCACGGCUCACUCAAGCCACUCGACCUCGCUACAGAGCACCUCCCCACCGACGGCCCAAUCCUGAUCGUCACCGCGUCGUUCGAGGGCCAGCCCGCGGAUAAUGCUAAGCACUUCGUCGAGUGGCUCGAGAACGUGAACGCGCCCACCGGGUUCGUCGGCGUCCAGUUCGCCGUCUUCGGCUGCGGGAACCGCGACUGGACGGUCACGUACCAGCGCAUCCCGACUCUCAUCGACAGGGUCCUUGCAGAGCACGGCGCGACAAGGCUCGCGGCGCGCGGGGAGGGCGAUGCGUCCGGGCCCGAGUUCUUCGACUCGUUCGACCAGUGGGAGAAGGCGACUUGGAAGGCCCUCGGCGAGGCGUACGAUGUGACGACCAAGACAGAGAGCGUCGGGCUCGACAUCAAGGUCUCGUCAGGCAGCAACGGUCGAGCGGAGGUGCUUCGCCAGCGCGACAUGGCCUUCGGCACGGUCGUCAGUAGCAAGGUCCUCACCGCCCCAGGUGCUCCUCCGAAGAGGCAUAUUGAGUUCGAACUCCCAGAGGACAUGACUUACCGAGCGGGAGACUACUUGGCAAUUCUGCCGUUGAACCCAGAGCGCGUCGUCAAGCGCGCUCUGAGCCGUUUCAAGUUGUCCGCAGAGCAGGAAGUUGAAAUCAGCUCUGCGGUCCCGACAUCGCUUCCGACUAGCAAGCCCAUCGCGAUCUUCAACCUAUUGAGUGGUUACGUCGAACUCCAGCAGCCCGCCACUCUGCGUGACCUCGAGAUCCUUCUGCAGGCGAAGAACUCCGACGCGUCCACCGCUGCGCUCAAAGAUUUGGUUGCCAACUACGCAAGCAAGGUGUUCACUUCCCGCCUAAGCGUCCUCGACAUUCUCGAGGACAACAAGGACAUCGACGUCUCGCUCUCGACCUUCCUUCAGAUGGUGCCCGCAAUGCGCAUCCGCCAGUACUCCAUCUCCUCGUCACCGCUCUGGAACCCGCAGCAUGUGACGCUCACUCUUUCCGUCGUCGACGCCCCCGCGCGCUCCGGCCGCGACGAGAAUUUUCUUGGCGUCGCGUCGACCUACCUCGCUGGUGUCCAACCAGGCCAUAAGGUGCAGAUGGCGGUGCGCAGCUCGAACGCCGCCUUCCACCCACCCAGCGACCCCACGGUGCCGAUGGUCAUGGUCUGCGCCGGCUCGGGCCUCGCGCCGAUGCGCGGCUUCCUGCAGGAGCGCGCGGAGCAGAAGAAGGCGGGCCGCGAGGUCGCGCCGAGCCUGCUGUUCUUCGGGUGCCGCCGUCCGGGCGAGGACUUCUUGUACUUUGACUCGGACCUCAAGGAGUGGACGGAGCUCGGGAUUGUGGACGUCCGGCCUGCGUUCUCGCGCUGCAUCUCGGACUCGUACGAGUGUCGCUACGUGCAGGACCGUAUCGCUCACGACAAGGAGGACGUCAACAAGGCUUUCGAUGCAGGGGCUAGGUUCUUCGUUUGCGGUGUCGGGAAAAUGUCGACUGGCGUGAAGGCCUCGAUGCUCACCCUCGUCAAGGAAAGGACCAAGACAGACGACGCUGGGGCUCAAGCCAUCUUUGACAAGGUUCUGAAGGGCCGUUAUGCCACCGACAUCUUCGAGUGA
This is a messenger RNA of Epithele typhae, 3162 nucleotides long. RefSeq names its product fatty acid hydroxylase. Gene Ontology annotation, molecular function: heme binding; NADPH-hemoprotein reductase activity; iron ion binding. NCBI's taxonomy places the organism in Eukaryota, Fungi, Basidiomycota, Agaricomycetes, Polyporales, Epitheliaceae. The coding region runs from base 1 to 3162 and encodes 1053 amino acids. Gene Ontology annotation, cellular component: cytosol. The transcript is spliced from 20 exons. The record is from RefSeq and is a predicted model, not a curated record.